Messenger RNA from Megalobrama amblycephala (Wuchang bream), 3680 nucleotides. Its product is annotated as NACHT, LRR and PYD domains-containing protein 12-like. The transcript has 12 exons. The record is from RefSeq and is a predicted model, not a curated record. Bases 486 to 3680 code for a protein of 1064 amino acids. Gene Ontology annotation, molecular function: protein binding. Lineage: Eukaryota; Metazoa; Chordata; Actinopteri; Cypriniformes; Xenocyprididae.
ACAGACAAAGAAGGAAGAAGCUUUAAGAAUUAUCUCUUGAACUUCUUCAGCUCGAACCGACUUACACAACUUCUCCCGAUCCUGAAAAGAGACUCAAACUUCAAUAUGAUUUUUAUUUUCAACUCAUCAAAAAAAAAAAAUAAAUAAAUAAAUAAAUACUGUAAUUUGUAGCCUACAGUUCACACGAUACGAAUGAGGGAAAAAAAACGAAAAACAAAACCCGGAACCGAGGAGGAACAAAAAAUGGAGACGAUCCCUGUUUUCCCUGUUGCUGAUGUAGUUGCCUAAAACUUGAAAAGUGAAAGUAAAACGGGCAUUUCGCCAUUUUGAUGGGAGAUUAUUUUUCAUUUUAGAAAAAUAAACGGUAUUUCUAUUCGUCUACAGUGAUUAAGCAGGAAUCUACGAAUGGAGACUUUUUGAUCCAGGGUCACAGGAGGACAUCAGGCUCAUCAGGUCCAUCUGUGCUGCUCCAGGAGGACUGAACCAUGAAUGUUUCAAAUAAACUGAGAGAUGGAGAUUGUGCUCCAGAAUGCAGUUCGAUGCAGAAAGAGAGAUCAGACUCACCACAACCCAGCUGUGUGUCCAUGAAGAGUAACCAGUCGAUGGGACUUCCAGUAACAUUCAAUAAUGAAAGAGUUUCUCCUAAGAUUAGUUCUGUUCAGAAAGAGAGAUCAGACUCACCACAACCCAGCUGUGUGUCCAUGAAGAGUGACCAGUCCAUGGGACUUCCAAUAUCAUUCAAUAAUGAAAGAAUUUAUCCUGAUAUAAGAGUACAGCAGAAGGAGCCAGUAAAUGAACAGCUAUGCAGGACACCAGAACAGAGAAUCAUCUUUACAGAGAACAGCAUUGAAUCUGAACUUGGUGAAGUUCUGGACAAAUUCAAAUCAAAUCUGAUAAAGAAGUUUCAGUGUCUAUAUGAGGGAACAUCAAAACAGGGAAAACCGACUCUCCUGAAUGAGAUCUACACUGAGCUCUACAUCACAGAGAGUGAAUGUGGAGAGAUCAAUAAUGAGCAUGAGGUGAGACAGAUUGAGACACAGUCCAGGAGAGCAGCAACAGAGGACACACCAAUCAAAUGCAGUGACAUCUUUAGACCUUUACCUGGACAAGACAAACCCAUCAGAACUGUGCUGACAAAGGGAGUCGCUGGCAUUGGAAAAACAGUCUCUGUGCAGAAGUUCAUCCUGGACUGGGCUGAAGGGAAAGAGAAUCAGGAUGUUCAUCUCAUAUUUCCACUUCCUUUCAGAGAGCUCAAUUUAAUACGGGACCAUAGCCUCAGCCUUUUAGAUCUGCUUAACUUUUUUUUCGCUGAAACAAAACAUCUGGAUAUUUCCAGCAGUAAAUAUAAAGUGUCAUUCAUCUUUGAUGGUCUGGAUGAGUGUCGUCUGUCUCUGGAUUUUCAGAGCGAUGUGAGAUUGUGUGAUGUAAGCGAUCCAGCCUCAGUAGACGUGCUGCUGACGAACCUCAUUGUGGGGAAUCUGCUUCCCUCUGCUCUCAUCUGGAUCACCUCCAGACCAGCAGCAGCUGAUCUCAUCCCAUCUGAGUGUGUCCAUCGAAUGACAGAGGUACGAGGCUUCAGUGACCCACAGAAGGAGGAAUACUUCAGGAAGAGAAUCAGGGAUCAGAGUCUGGCUGACAGGAUCAUCUCACACCUGAUGUCAUCAAGGAGCCUCUUUAUUAUGUGUCACAUCCCAGUGUUCUGCUGGAUCUCAGCCAUUGUUCUAGAGAAGAUGGUGAGUGAAGCAGAGAGCGGAGAGAUUCCCAAGACUCUCACUCAAAUGUACACACACUUCCUGAUCAUUCAGACCAGCAUCAAACAUGAGAAGGAUUAUGAGAAGACAGUAAAAGAUGAAGACAUGAUUCUCAAACUAGGGAAGCUUGCUUUUCAGCAGCUUAGGAAAGGAAACCUGAUCUUCUAUGAGGAAGACCUGAGAGAGUGUGGCAUUGAUGUGACAGAAGCAUCAGUGUACUCAGGAUUGUGCACUCAGAUCUUCAGAGAGGAGUUUGUGUUGUAUGAGGAGAAAAUGUACUGCUUUGUUCAUUUGAGCAUUCAGGAACAUCUUGCAGCUCUAUAUGUGCAUCUCUCCUUUAUAAAUAAUAACAGAAACAUGUUUGACCAAAACAUUUCACCAACUCAUGAAGCCAAGAGAAAUCAGAUUUCAAUGUCAGACCUGCAUCAGAGAGCUGUGGAUGAGGCGUUAGAUAGUAAAAAUGGACAUUUGGACCUUUUCCUUCGUUUCCUAUUAGGCCUUUCAGUGGAGUCCAAUCAGAAUCUCUUACAAGGUGUAUUAUCACAGACCGGAAGCACCUCUCACAGUAAUGAUGGAACAAUUGCGUUCAUCCAGAUGAGAAUCUGGUGUGAUCCAUCUCCAGAGAAAUCCAUAAAUCUGUUCCACUGUCUGAAUGAACUGGGUGAUCAUUCCCUCAUGGAAGAAAUCCAGCACUAUGUUAAAUCUGGUAAAAUAAAAGAAAUUCAGCUGUCACCUUCACAGUGGUCUGCUUUGGUUUAUGUUUUGCUGACAUCAGAGCAGGAAACUGAUGUGUUUCAACUGAGCAGAUAUACAGGAAAACACAUCACUCCAGAUGAAGCUCUUCUGAAGCUGCUGCCUGUGAUUGAAGAAUCAAGAUCAGCUCAGCUUGAUAAGUAUUUAUCUGAGAAAAGCAUCGCUUCUCUGGCCUCCAUUCUCAGCUCACAGUAUUCAUGCCUGAGAGAACUGGAUCUAUCUGGUAAUACAUUUGGAGACUCAAGUCUGAAGUUGCUCUCUUCUGGGCUGGAGAAUCCUCACUGUAAACUGGAGAUACUGAAGUUGAGGCAUUGUGGUGUCACAGAUGAAGUUUGUGCUGAUCUGGCUUCAGCUCUGAGAUCAAACCCCUCACACCUGAGAGAACUGAAUCUGUCUGGGAAUAAACUAGGAGACAGUGGAGUGAAGCUUUUCUCUGCUGGACUGAAGAAUCCUCACUGUAAACUGGAAAUACUGAGGUUGAAUAAUUGUGAUUUCACAGAUGAAGGUUGUGCUGCUCUGGCUUCAGCUCUGAGAUCAAACCCCUCACACCUGAGAGAACUGGAUCUGUCUGGGAAUUAUCUAGGAGACAGUGGAGUGAAGCUUUUCUCUGCUGGACUGAAGAAUCCUCACUGUAAACUGGAAAUACUGAGGUUGAAGAGUUGUGACAUCACAGGUGAAAGUUGUGCUCCUCUGGCUUUAGCUCUGAGAUCAAACCCCUCACACCUGAGAGAACUGGAUCUGUCUGGGAAUAAUCUAGGAUACAGAGGAUUGAAGCUUUUCUCUAAUGAACUGAAGAAUCCUCAGUGUAAACUGGAAAUACUGAGGUUGAGCCGUUGUGGUGUCACAGGUGAAGGUUGUGCUGCUCUGGUUUCAGCUCUGAGAUCAAACCCCUCACACCUGAGAGAACUGGAUCUGUCUGGGAAUAAUCUAGGAUACAGUGGAGUGAAGCUGCUCUCUGAUGGACUGGAGAAACUUCACUGUACACUGGACAAACUGAAGUUGAGUUAUUGUAGAGUCACAGAUGAAGGUUGUGCUGCUCUGACUUCAGCUCUGAGAUCAAACCCCUCACACCUGAGAGAACUGGAGCUGUCUAGGAAUUAUCUAGGAGACAGAGGAGUGAAGCUUUUCUCUGCUGGACUGGAGAAACCUCAGUGUAAACUGGAAAUACUGAGGUAA